UUACGUCACACGGUGGCGCGGUGUGCAUGAGUGUGUCCGCUUUAAUUUCUGUUGCUGAUAUGGAGCUGUGGGGUAAAACGCGGCAUUUUGUGGCGCUUUAAGAAAGAAAAAGUGACAUAAAAAGGGGGAAAUGUGGGUAUUAACGCCCCUGCAGCCUGAAGGUAAACCUGUUUUCUGAUUUGAACAAAGUUUAACGCUAGCUUCAAACUCAGCUAACAAGUUAAUGGCCUGGUGUGGCGAGUUUUAGCAGUCAGUGCAAGAAAUAAGGAAACAACAAAUGCUCACUGAUUCAACCCACGCCUGUCCUGUUGUAGCGUCAGUGAAGAUCAGUUGAGGUUUAGUGGGUGUGAGCAGCUAGUUGAAGAAAGUGACAAUGAUCUGUCAGCAUAUCCUGGUUCAUAAGACAGUCACAGCAUUCCUGGCCUGAUGCACCAUCUUCUAUCACCUUCAGUCUAAAACAGUUCAUUUGUGAAUGGGUCAUAGAGCUGUGACAUUUCAGAGUCCUUUUCAUCUGGUCAUGACUAGUGUCUGAGUUUUUUGUAGGUUGUCUGUUGAGGAUUAUAUGUUAGAGGGUUUAUUAACUUAUUAAACAACUACAGCUGAACAAAGUGCUGUACAUAAACAGACAAAAUAACGCAGACAUAUAAAACAAUUAAAGCAAAAGAUAAAAUAAAAGCAGAUAUUAAAAAGUAAAAUAUAGUUUCAAUGUUUUUAAAAACUAAAUUAAAAACAAUAGAAACAAAUAACUAAAAACAAACCAUAAAACACGAGAACAGGAGCCGAGUCUCAUGCAGGGUUGAAAGCCAAUGAAUAAAAAUGGGUUUUAAGACGAGUUUUAAAAUUGUCUGAUUUGGAGGGGUAGCUCAUUCCAUAAUUUUGGGGCCGCAACAGAAAAAGAUCUAUCCCCUCUGAGCUUUAGUUUGGACCUCGGUACCUCCAGGAGCAGCUGAUGAGCUGACCCUCUAUUAAAUCUCUCGUCAACCAACAGGUGAGAUUCACUAUCUCCACUCCGAUAAGGAAUAUGUGGUGGGACGCAAGAACUGUGACAUCCUCUUACCAAAUGAUCAGUCCAUCAGCAGGGCCCACGCUCACCUCACUGCUACAGACCAGGUGAGACAAACAUUGAGGAAUUUACUUAUUGUACCCUACUUAAGACAUAAUAACAGUUAACCAGGCUGGUAUGUGCAUUAUCUUACAUGCCAGGGCUGCUCAAUGUUCAUGGGAAUAUUCCUCAAAUCUCCCCAGUAUGUUGUUUUAUUAUUCACAGAGAUGAGCAGACUGAUUAAAUUUAGUUUUUUAUUAACUUACUUACUUGUCAAAUGUGUGUGUCUUCGGGAUGUACUGUACCUAUAAAAACUUCCCCCAAUGAUCAUAAAUCAUAGAAAUUUUCUGCCCCUGUUAUGGCAGGAAAUAAACUUUGAACUCUCAGUUUAACCUUUCUCCUGUGUUAGCUUUUACUACACACACACCAUGUUAGGGGUCGGUUUUGACCCGUGUCUUAAAUCAGCUGUAAAUUACACUAAAAACAAUUAUUUAUCAUCCAGUUUGGUUCUCAUCUCUAGGUUACCUUGUUAGGCUUCAUUAUCCUUGAUUAUAAUUGUUUUUGUAGUGGGUCUCUGGGCCUUUCUUUGUCCCCUCACACAGACAUCUAUACUGAGUUGAUCUAACAUGUCUGGACAUGCCCGACGUAAAUGAGAAUUUUCCUAAAUUUCAAAUGAUUGGAAGAGGAUCUGACUGUCAGUGCGGUCCCUCUCAGUGCACAUAUGAUUUCAGUUUUUGCUCUAAUUAUUAGAUAUUGAUCUAACUGGGCCAACAGCGACCCUAACGCCACAAGUGCCAUAACUUUAAUAAGAGCAUUUUAUAAUUAGUCAAUUUAAUUCUUUUAUUUUUAUUUUGUUGAAAUAGGGGUUCCUGACAAAGUCAAAAAGACUUGAUGCAAAAAAAGCUAAUUUAUGUGGUUCUUUUAAGCAUUUAAAAUCAAAAACGGGUCGGUGCAGACCCUAACACAGGAAGAGGGUUAAUAAUUUCAGUUGCUGAAAGCAUUGAAGCAGUGAUAUUUUCUAUAUAUGUUUGUCAAUGUAUUCAGUAUGUUUGAGCACUUAUCUUUUUACAGAUUCAUUCUCCAAAGUCAGAUUUGAGGUUAUGAACAUGUAACUAAAGCUGAGGAAUUUGCUCAAAGAGAAGACAUCGAGAUAACAGAGAUGCAGAUAUUAUCAUUAACUCUCCAGCAUAGAGAAAACUGCAGCAUCCAACUUUCAUAAUAUCUAACAAAGAAGACGUGUUACAUUUGUUCUUGCAGAAAAUAUUUAUCAUUAUAGUACCAUUUCUGUGCAGAAGAUGGCGCUAUUGCACCAGACCAACACAGCUGACACGCAAACCAACUUCACAACCCUGAUUUCUGAUAAAUGAUUGAUCUCUGUUUUAUAAAAAGACAAAAAUCUACAUCAUAAAGGCUGUCUGUGUAAAACAGCACACAAAAAUGAAUAUGUAAAACUAUAAUCUUCAGGUAAGUUUCCAUCACUUCCCAAUGUAACGAUCAGACAGUUAAUUCAUUGCACAGCAGAGCCUUUAUAUGCCUGUAAGUUUUCUAUUCAAUAAAUGUUCAUAAGAUUGAUAUUAUUAUGAAAACACUAUUCUCUUUCUCUUUAGUUUGUGCAUUUGGUCUAAGAAUAAACAUAAAACUACAGUUGCGCUCUGUAAGAGUGUAGAAAAACAGACAAAGCUGUAACUCUCUUCAUUCAAACAUAUUUUUUUGAUUGAUUGAAGUUUAUUUUGAAUAUGCAAACCAAAAAUAUAAAACAAAAAAAGUAAGGCGAACCAUUUAAACAUAAAACAUAGAAAUACAUAUUUGAAAAGGCGUGAGAAGAAGAAUAACUUAUGAACGCCCACCCCUUCCUUUAAAUAAUAAUUACCCACACCAAGCUUACUUGCAACUUAUAUAGAUGUACCUGAUAUUUAUAGAUAAAGAAAGUACAUUUAUGACUUUGUAUUACAAAACAAAAUCUACAUCCACUUAAUACAGCGCAUACAUAAAAACAAUAUAACAAGAAUAAAUAAUAAUAAUAAUAAAACAAACAAACAAGAAAGAAAUAAAAAAAAAGAAACAACAACCUCAUAACACUUAGAGCUACCCAACACCUUCCUCAUCCCUGUACCUCUUAAAAAUUGUCUCUUUAUACCUCAUUUUAAACGGUGUAUCCUGAAGAUCCUGCUCUUCUGAUUCGGUUAGGACAUAUUUUGGCUUCAGGCUGAGUUUCAUGGACCAUGAGUAAUUGAACAGAGACAUGUGCUCUGUGUGGGGUGGUUUGUGUGACUGGUGGACACUGUGAUGAUUUGCUCUUCUAAACUGUAUUCCCAGACUCUCAUGCUGAGAGAUACCUCCAAGUAUGGUACGUUUGUCAACAGCCAGCGUUUGACUGACAGCACGUCAGUGAACCUGAGGUCGGGGGACGAGGUGACGUUUGGGGUUUUUCACAGUAAAUUCAGGUAUGGCACUGAAGCACAAUACUCUACUUUUUACUCCAUACUUAAAAAAGGUCAUGUAACUCAUAGUUAAUGUGAAUCUCCUUCAUCCAUUCUGAUUCACCUCAGUGUGGACCAUUUUAAGCCUGUGGUGUGUUCAUCAUGUGUGAACAACGACGGCAAAGCGUCCCUGUCUCAGGUGCUGCUGACUUUGGGUGGAAAACUGGUCAACACCUGGACUCAGGACUGCACCCACCUGGCUAUGCCCACUACAAAAGUCACCAUCAAGGUCUGAACCAAGUUAUGGAUCCCUGAUUAGCACAUGUCACGUGGUUGUCUUUAAAUUAAUAAAUGUGCAUCUUGUUUUUCUUGAUUAGACGAUUUCUGCUUUGUUGUGCUGCUGCCCCAUCGUGAAACCAGAGUUCUUCUCAGAGCUCAACAGAGCUAUCCAGCAGAAAUUACCUCUCCCUAAAGCUGAGAGGUAAAACAAUCUUUCUUUAUGGACACUAAAAUCAUAGUGAACUCGAUGGAAAUUCAUCUGAACUGCAUUUUCAUCUUUCAAGUUUCAUCCCAGAGAUCGAUGAGCCCAGCUUAAACAGAGAGGAUGUUAACCUGAGAGCGAUUCCGGCUCGCAGACAGCUUUUCUCUGGAAAGACUUUCAUAUUCCUCAGUGAGAAACAGGUAUGUCUACUUCAGUCUGUCUGAAAACCUUACACAAACCUGUGUAGUCUUUAUACCAUAACAAAAAAAGGCAGCCCAGUCAUUAAAAAAAGGCAGCUGUAAUGUGAUCUUUUAUCAGCAGUCAUCCUGUCCCGACAGUCAGUAAAACACAUGUGAGGCAGAGAAAUGAGCGCUUUUUUUAGGCUGCGUAAUUGCCCCCUUGUUUUCCAGUCAUUAGAUUGAAAGAUGAUGAAAAGUCACGUGAUCUGUGAGCUUCAUGUUUAUGAGCUCAACAUCAGUUGCCAGGCAGUCUGCAGGCUGAAGAUCCUCUGGGAGGCUCACAGGUCCAGAGAAAAAACUACAGCUAAUGACUAUUUUCUUCAAGGCUGACGGUGUAAACCAUUAAAAGAACAAGAUCUUAUUGGACAUUUUAUUUAAUUUCAAAACAUGCUUGAUUUAAUGUUUCCUUUAAAUACCAAAUAAUUACAAAUUAACCAGACCCCAAAGUGUUAUUGUAACAUUUUCCAUGGAGAGGUCAGCACUUAAAGUGGAAAUGAGAUAGAGCAGACGUAUUUGUGACUUCAACUUAUUCCUCUCAAAGUAAAGCAGUUGUGCCAAAAUAUGAAGCAUCUGAACCUCGUGUUUAUGCUGUAAAGUAACACAGAUGAACCUCAUACAGCAUGUGCCUGUUAUAAAACCUCAUUAGGGGGACAGCAAAGUCAUCACAUGGUUUUCCUUUUGUGUGUUUUAAAGUUACUCUUAAACAUUAGUCCUCACUUCUAACAUUCACACAUAUUUCACACAUUUCAGACUUCCAGUUGAGCUCUUGUUAAUAAUUGAUUGUUGUCUGAAUGUCACAGUUUUUUAUGCUCAAGCCCCUGGAGGGAUUACUUAGGCUGUUUGUAUAGAUUUUAAACAAUUAUCCUUCAUUUUGAGGUCAGCAGAACACUUUACCGACUGAGAUGGGUUUUUGUCAGCUUCAUGAUCUUUGAGUACAGUCUUUAAAAAAAAAGGCAGAAAUAUGAACUGUGUUUUCAUGACACUGUGAAAGAGUGUUUCCACGCCCUGAAGAGGUACUGUAGGUGCACCUGAGUACAACAACCUUAUAGAAUAUCUGCAGGAGGAAAUGCUUUCACAGUAGCUGAAAUAUUUAUGGAUCAGUAUGGGAGACCACACUGAGUCAGACUGUAAGGGUUUUACUCACUGUGUGCUGUGCAUGAAUACUGAUAAAAAGAGAUUUGCCAAGAUCAUCAAUUUAUUUUUUCAUCCGUGAGUUAAAACAAAAAGUUGUCCUGAGGUAAAUUUUCUCCUGUUGUUACAAAAUAUGUGGAAAAAGUUUUGUUGGACAAUAAAUAAAUAUUCUUGUACAUAGUUGGUUUUGAUGCUAUAAUUCUUAUUUUGGCUACAGAGGACUGAAGUUCAACAAGUCUUACUCCAAAUUCGGGGUCCUAGCACGCGUUUUUCCAGAGACAUUUUUAUUUCAAGUGUACUCAUUUCUUCAUCUGAUUGUUAAUGCCAGCAUUUCGGAUACCUUUGAAUCUUUAUUUGAAUCUUUAUUUGAACCUUUUUCACGGAUGGAAAAAGUCAAGUGACUUCUGGAAAACAUGAACACAAGCGAAAAUUUAUUAGAUUAGACUUAGAUAAUUGAGCAGUAAUUUAUUUAACUUGCUUCUGAAACAAGGAUUUUACAGUCAGACUCUUCUGUUUUUUAACGUUAAACGUCUAUAUUGUGUGCAGAUGAAGCGCCUCAGUGCAGCAGUGAGUUAUGGAGGCGGGAAGAGUCAUCUGCUGGAGGAGGGCCAUCUGCCCCGAGACCUGCUGGAGUCUCCGCAGAACUGUGUGAUCGAGUCUACAACAGGCAACUCCCAAACUUUGCUGUCUCCCUCUGCAGCUGAGUGGGCAAAGUCUUUGAAGAACGUCGUUCAUAGGUUUGCUGAGCAUUUCUCUUUUGCUACUGAAAAGUUUUUAAUAGCCUAUUUGGCAAUUUACCCUUCAAAGUAAGGAUUUGUCAAGACUUAAAAAUCCACAUUUUUCCAUUUUCCAAUGACACAGAAAAGGCCUCAGAGUAAUCGCAGAGUCUGAAAUUGGUUUGGCUGCCAUCUAUGCUUCCUGUGACAGGUACUGCAAUCCAUCCAGUCUAAUCCCAGACUCAGGUGAGUAACCAGAGAGAAAAAAACUGAGUGCUUUCUGUAUUUUCUAAUCCUCUCUCUAGUUUUUGAUUCAAUUAUUCAUUUUUUUUAAAUCAAGAAUCCGCACCAAAAAUCAAACCAAAAAUCCCAAGUGCUUCGUUGUCACAGAGCGGGGUGGUGGAUGAAACGGUGUUACCUGCUGCAUCUCAGAACAUCACAGCUUAUGCUGCCAACACAGAGACAUCACAAAGGUACUAACAAACACCCAGAAACACGCCCUUCAUUUGUUUGAUUUAAACUUAGUACUCCACACUUUUUAUUUCAGAGCUCUUCAGUCUGAUGUGUGUACUUACAUUUAUCCACCAGGACCGAGCGUUGUGGGGAUGUCACAGGGGUGACGACCGUAGGGGAGACUCCUGAGAAAAGACAAAGCAGUCAGAUCCGAAGACCAGAACCUGUGGCACAGAAGAAGGCUGCGCAGUUUGAGGUGGAUGCCGUAACAAGCUCAUCUUUCAACACAUUAGAGAAAACCAACUCAGAGAAGAAGAAGACGCUCGAGUCCAAACCAACAGGUGGCUAAAAUUGUCCAUUAACAGAUGUGUUCGUGUCAAAGCUGUUGUAAUAUCUGCACAGGUGAUUGGAUCAUUUUAGAGCUCUUCUCUAUUUACCCACAACGUCUCCUGGAGUGUCUUCAUAUUAGUGGUUACUGGCACUCACUCCACAUUCACAGAAUACUCAGAAGUUGUCCCUCGACUCAUUUUCUUCCAGUACGUCACCAGCUGACCUGUCAGUUAAUGCCAAAAUGACCAAAAAAAGGAUGUUAAAAUAUAAAAACACACAGACAGCAGGUGUAAAGUAACACGUUCAUUGUUUAAUAGUAUUUUUUUGACUUUCAUACCUCAAAUUGAUCCAAAGGAUUUAGUUAGUUUUCCUGUGCACAUUAACCAAACAUCAUCAAAGGUAAAGUUAUUGAAUUUCCUGUAUCUAAAUUUAUAUUUGCUUUUAGCAUAACUUAUGGACUAUUGUGACAAGGUUGUUAAGAGCAUUGUUUGAAACAUACUAAGUCUGUAGCUAGACAAAAUCUAAUAUCUGGAUAAGAGAUGGUCAGAGGUUCCUGUAAGCAGAUAUAGUGACCUUUGACCUAAGCUGUCCAGCAGCUACCUCAUGUUUUCAGGUUUUAUACUUAACGAACAGAUCAGAAAAGUUCUAAUAUUCUCCCGUCAUUUGGAUUUAUUCAACAGAAAGCAUCACCUGAAGGCCUGAAAUACCCAAAUCAAAUCAAUCAUUCAUAGCUUUUUGCAGUUUCAGGUGCAGGCAGUUGUGGCGUUUGGUCCCAGUCGUCCCCUCUGAGGACCAAUGGUGGCACAAAGGCAUUCCUACAGGGGCAAUCUCCGCAGAAACAGAGAGGUGCUCCCCAAGCGUCCCCUCAGAAGCAAUCGACCCUGACCACGUUUUUUCAACCAGUCAACAAGAAAAGGUAAAUACUGUACACAGAUGGGGGACUGAUUAUACAACUGAGAGUGGAUUUUCAUGAUCUGUCAUUUGUACAGUUUUGUUUUUGACAUUUAUGUGAAACAAAAUUGUGAAAUUCUUAACAUUUUGUUUCUGAUAAGAGGCUUAUUCUUAAACUUGAGUCCCCCCACCUUCACCAAAACACCACUCUAUAGCCACAAAUAAUGCCCCCCAGCAGCCACUUGUGGGGGAGCCCUGACGAGUCGAUCACUGAGUGCAGCGGAGUUUCGCAGCUCAAGGAAGAAAAUUUAUGAUUAUUACUUCAUGGAAAUGCAAUCAGACCGAAAUGCUAAGGCAGAAGAACUACUGCGUUUGCAAUGCAAAAUGAUCAAUAUGAUGAUUAUUACUUCAAGGAAAUGUUUGAGUGUAACUAGAGAAGCAAGCAGUCGGCAAAAUUCAUCUUUCGAGGGGGGAUCUAUCUCGGUGUUACCGUGUGUUUGACCAUGACUUAAACUUAUGCCAGAAUUACCCUUUAACUCCCAAAAUACCCGCUGAAUCAAAGACAUCCUCGUUUUUAUUUUGAUCCAUACACUUGAUAGUCUAUUCUUACCUGUCUCUUGUUUCAUCAUCUCCCCGAGGCCUUUGGAGGACGAACUCUCUGCUGUUAUGUCAGAGCCCAAACGACCCCUACUGGAAUCAUCCAACAGCCUGCAAAAACCACAAUCCAGCAAAGAAACAGCCUCAGGUUCAGGUUCAGAGGGAGUCUCUGCGGCACCAUUCCAGGAGUCAGCAGCAGAUCUUUUUGUGGGUCUGCCACAGGCUGAGUCAGACAAGGUCUCCCACUCCAUCCAGGCAGAGCCCAGGAGCAGAAAGAGGAAGGAGAUGGUAGCAGAGAUACCGAUGGAUGAACUGGAGUCUAUCAUGUCUGAGGUUAUGGAUGACUUUGAUGAGCAACCCUCGGUUAACAAAGGCCAACAAGCAAUGAAGCAGAAACAAGAUUAUGACACCGUGGAGACCUCCUCAACAAGCAAGAGGCAACGGGUCCAUGUAGGAGAAAACGGGACCGACAAGAGGCCAUGGGCAGGUCUGGAAAAAGAGUCAGAUUCCCAACUUAAACCCAACAAAACAACUGAUACUAAAGCAAUCACCAUUAAGACAGAGCAGGUGAGCCCUUCUGAAUACAGAGCAUCUAACCAUGAGUCCAUUAAACCUCCAGAAGGGCCUCAGAUGAAAACUGCCUCAACAAGUAAAGAAACACAGCCGUUUAAGAAUCCGGCUUUUAUGAAGGUGAGGACUCAAAUACUCUGCUUCGCUUUUCAUUCUGAUAUCUAAUUGUUUAAAUAUUGCUGGGUUGACUCUUUGUAUUCUUUUAUGUCCUUGUAGGAUUUUGCACAACCCGAAGAAGACGCCUGGAAGCUCAAAGAAGAGAAAGAGACUCCUCUGAGACCCUCCAGGAUCAAACAGGAGGUCUGUGUAAGUUUCUCUCUUUGAGUAAACCUCAUUUUCUGUCCAUACCUGGAUCUUAUUCUGAGGUGAACUUUUCUUAAGUUAUGAAGUUAAACUGAGGUACUCCAACGAGGCUGGACAGUGUGACCGUUUCUCUCGCAUUUGGGACUAAAAAUAGAUGUGUGCGAAUUAUAGAACGUAUUUAGGGGCACAUGUGAGCAUACAAAAAAUCAGCCGAGGCAACACUUUUUUUUCAUGUAAAUACUGCAGAGAAGUUAGUUUUAGGUUGGAUAUUUGACAGACAUUCACUGAGGAUCUACUGGUGUCUUCUCACUCUCCAUAACCGGGAAUAACUACAGCAGCACGGUUAAAUCUACUUGACAGCCUCACUGUCAACGUCGGGUGUUGAAUAAGGGACCAUCAAUAAAUUACUGGUUAAUGUUUUCAAAAAAGGCCGUUUUCCUUCAAUAGCUUCCGUGUCACUUGACCUAAAGACCUAAAAUUGAUUUCAAAUAAUAGUACUAAGGUCGGACAAUAAGACAUUCAUUAUUGGAUCAAUUUUCAUUGUGCGUUCCUUACUCUUUCUACUUAGCAUCACAUGUGCUCCUUGUCAAAAAAGUUAGCGUCAAGCUCUGUCCAAUUAGAUCUUUAAACUUUUAGAUAUUCUUGAUUCCUGUCAUUUUAAGACCUGCUGUCCCAAGUGUAUAAGGCCACUAGGACUUCUGAGCAUUUGCAGGUGAUACCACUCACCUGCCUGAAUACUGUUCCUGUGGUUUCAAUAAAUCUAACUCUGUUUUAUUUGUUAUUCAACAACAUUUAAAUUUAGACUGAAGGUAUAAAAUCUCCGUCUGAUGAAAGGUAUUCUCUUGCUGUUUCUCAGGAGGAGUCAAAGAUUGACGAGGACCUUCCUAAGAAGCUGGUGUUGGUAGAGUUUCGAUCCCUCGCUGUGACUGAAGCCCCCAGAACCAAACCACAAAGGAUGCAGCACAGCGACCACACAAAGAACUUCAAACGUUUCCGCAAGGUCAGACUCCACUGCAUCAGGACCUCAUUAGUCAUUCAGAUAACAAAUUAAAAAUCCCCCUGCAGACUCUGCUGUGUCGUGUGCAGUUAGGCAUUGUUGUACCAGCAGAUGUUUAAUUAUUUUGUCCUCGUCUGAUUAUAAACACAUUACACAGCUCACCUGUUCAUAACAAUAAAAUUAACAUUAAUUUAAAGUAUAAAGAAAGAUGUAUCCACCUGUAGAUAUCUGGUAAAUCUGUUCAAGGCACUAUUUUUUUCCAUGAUGGCAUAUUUAGUUUAUUUUAUGAGUUAUCUUUUUUUGAUUCGAAGCACACCAAUAAGGAAUUGUUGUCCCUCAUAAAUUUCUAUUUUUACAACAUGAAUUUCCAGAUUAUAACAACAUCUACAAUGAUUGGACUCUGUGCUUCUUAAGUCGAAAGUUAUAUUGACGAAAAUUAUUUAUGUUUGUGAUUAACAUAUUUUCAACUGUCUGUCUGAAUCUGGUUGGUUGAUUGCGACAGAUGUGCGUGCCAGGUGCUCGGGGCUCCCCUCACAUCAUCGGCGGCUCGGAUCUGCUGGUUCACAACAGAGGAAGGAACACUGAUCUGGAUGAAUGGCUGAAAGAUGCAGCUGAGGUGCUUUUGUCAACGAACUUCUGGUUUAUGUCUGUGAUCCAUUUCGAGUCCGGCAUUCGUAACCAGAGCGUGUGUUUGUUUCAGGAGGCACGCCAGAGCAAACAGGAUGAGACUGCGGGAGAUGACCUCUUCAGGUGAGAAGUGAACCUGAUUUUCUAAAAGUUUGUACUAACUCGAUUACCCAUCAACUGCAUCCUCUAAAACCGUGACAGGUUUGUAUGCCACAUCUGUCGUGGGUUUAGAGGUGGAGCAGUGAACCCACAGUGUUGUAGCUUCUUGUCAUUGGAUUUCAUAGAUAAUUAGUGAUGAGCUGAGAUUUACUGGAUGCUUUUUACCUGUUUUUUUAAAAAGAGACAACGCCUCUAAUCAGUCAUUCAAAAGUUACAUGAGCAGAAUAUCUCAGUCAUCUCAGGUCACUGAUAAAAUCCGUACAGUUACCUAAAGUGACAGUCACAGUUGUGCCUCUCUCAUUCUCAGGGAAAUAAACGUGUUCUUAUGUCGAACCUCUGACUCUGCCAACAGACUGAAGCAUAAAAUAAAGAUUCUGUCGGUUUGUGUAUCACCUGUUUUUAAUGAUACAAAACAAACAAUAUUGUGCACCAGACUGAAAUAAUAACUACAGUUAGAGGCAAAUGUAAUCUGUCUUUUCAUGCUUUUAUGUUUUAUCUUAUGUCACUUUGGUGUUUCUCUCUGUGAUAUUUAAAUCCUUCAUUCCCUUUUUUUUAGCGUUUUUCCUUCUCAUUAAGAUUCCAGUUCCCCAGUUUGUGUUUUUAUUCUAGUGUUAUGAAUUGGUUUGUCUGGGACGCUAAAAUUUGCAUUGAUGAACCUUUAAUCUUCCCUGCAUCGCUCAUACUGAUAACCUGCAUGCUGUCUAAAAUGAAUUUUCUAUUUCCUUAAGUGAAAAUAUUGUUCAUCUGUGAAGGCUGCGUCAUUAUCAUGAGGUGCAGACAACACAGUUAAUUAAAAUGUAGAUUCGAGCCUCUGAGUUCAGAUUAACCAAUCAGAACAUAGUAAUUCUUUCGUCAGAGAAGUUGCUAAGGUAACAGAGAUGAUGUAAGCUGCUACUGUCGCCUCUGCCACGUUUUCUUUGACUAAGCAGAAAAGAGCCGGUCUGGGAUUGAUUUUAUGUGUGUGUGUGCGUGUCAAGGUUGAGCUGUUUGAUCACCGACUCAUGCUCAGUCAGUCAUGCGAAGCCGGGGAACAGACACUGCUGCUAAGAAAACAAUACGCUAUUUUUUGAGCGGUCUAAAACGAAGUUUCCAGACGUGGUUUAUAGGAAGCCUGUUUGCUUUAAGCUGUUCAAACACUUUGCAUGUUUUACAGCUCUUAAUUUGGGCUCUUUUUAUUGUUUGUUCAAAAGGCCUCUAAGGACAUUGAGGAAUGACCCAUGAGGAACGUUAAAAGCUUGUCCUGACAUGGACAGACCGAUGACAUAAAAUCGUGUGUGCUUUUUAUUUCAGGUACAACCCAACCAAACUCUCCAAGAGAAGAUAAAAUGCCUCCAUGUUGAAAGACUGCAGAGGGAAGUCAUUUCAGGAAGUAUGUCCAUCCCUUCUAAAAAAAGACUACAGAAUGUAUUUCAGCAGUGACACUGCUUUGAUUGAACUAACUCUUUAUAAUACAACACAAUAAGUUUGGUUUGCAUGUGUUGUUGUUCAACCUGUUCCUUUAUUUGUAAUAACUGCAUCCUCCCUAUUAACAAAGCCACCGAAGCAGGAAAUGUAACAAAACUGUCUCAUGUUCAGAGUUUUUUUUCCAACGUUUUAUUUGUCAAUAAUAAAAAAUGCAGCAUACAAAACAUUAAAAACUUGUCAGUUGUACAAGAGAGCAAUAAAACUCCACAUGCUGAAAGCAGCUGUUCCUUCAUUUUGAAGUUAAGACCCAAUGUGUUCCCUGGUUUUGACUGAAUUUGAAAGUAAAAGUAGGAUUCAACUUGAUCCUCUGUGAAGUAUUACCCAUCAGCUGACCCGAUAGGCACUUUUACAGAUCUGAAGUUGCUCGGAUUAGUAGUCGUCAUGCCAGAGGAUCUACACUUAAGGCAAGUGCCAUCCAUGAGCGAAGAGUUUGACAUGGUAUUCGGCGUAGAAAGAAAUAAAAACAAACACCUGUUUACAAUCCAUUUCUGCGUUUUGAAUGGGAUCUUUUGCUCAUUACUUUUAGUAAUAACAGAGCGAUUGAUUACACGUUUUUUACAUGAUUACAUGUUUUUCUGUGUUAACUUGCUUUUAUUCUUUUCAAAAACCUGCACAAAUGUAACCAAGACAAAUAUGGCGAGCAAUUUCUGUUGCACAGCGGCCAUUACUGCGGUGGCAACUAUGCGUCUGCUGCUGCUGCCUGUUGACUGUGACCGCAGGAUAGAUAACCAGGUUAAAAACUUUAGAAAGCUGCAGAUAAAUGGUAACUUAAUCAUUAUUAAGGUUUAUCAUAUUAGACAUCAGUUAAUUUCAACAGCUGGAUCGGGUUCAUUUUAUUUUUAUUUCUCAGAAAGUCGCUCAGAAAAAGGAAAAUUGACUAACAAAUGUAGUUUUCUAGAUCCACUUCCAGCUGUUGAAUUCAUGUCAUGUGUCAGCUCUCAUACAGGAGGACUCUUGUGUGUUGUGCAAAGUGAACAAAAUUAAGGUCUGUCUCCACUGAUGGAGCGCCUAAAACCCUCACCGGUUCUUUCACAUGCUAUCUGCAUCAUUUUCAAAAGAAAAUUUAGAGUAAAGUUAGAAAAGUUAAAGUGUAACUUGCAUUCAAACAUGCAUGUUUCAGGGAGACAUCACCGCAGUAAUGGGGACUUGUUAACUCUCAGUAGUUCAGCGCAUUGUUCUAUGCAAAGUGUGUCCAUCUGAAAGCAAAUGUGGACAAAUGGACACACUUUAAACCUGUUUUUGCUUUAUUAAGCAAGCAGAUUGGUCUUGGAUUUAAGAGCAACGGGUACUAGUGUCAGACCGAGAUACAGCAGGAUCUUAUUUCAUUUUCCUUUAAGAUUAAAAACAAUCACAUCUUCACUUUUUUGGUGACUUGUCUCCUCUCCAGUUUCUUUUUCCUCUUUUACUUUAAAGCUCUUCUCUUCCUCCUGCUCACAGCAGCUGCUGCUGCUUAGGCAGUGGUUCAUGCUUACAUGCAUGUUUUUGAUAUUUUUAUCAAAACAAACAAAAACUAUGAAAGUAUAACUCAGCUGAAAUUCAAUAUUUGACACAUUUUUGCUAUAUGUCAGUUAUAUAAUGAAGAAAAUGUAUACAGCAGUGUGUUUAACUACUAGAGAGAAAGUAUUUUGACCACAGUAAUGUGUUACCCCCUCUGACUCAGAAACUGUAUUUUGAGGGUGCAGAAGAAAAAUCUGCAAAUGGGUAUGAAGGGUGGAAAAUAUGGAGUGAAUGAAAAAAUGGAUUGCUACUUUCACUGCUCCAAACCUGUAAAAAGUCUUAUCUCACACUUAUUGUAAUUUGUAAUUUAGGCUGUUUACUAAGCGACUCAUUGAAAUUUUGUUUUAUUCGCUUUAGUCAGUUUGUGCAAGUUGGGAGCAAAGAAAUCAGUGUUGGUGAAUCGUGAAAAUUUGAAAUAUCUUCAGAGAAGUCUGGAUUUGUAGUUGCUCUGUAGUGUUAGGUAAAGAAAAAAAAGUGUGCGAUGUUAACACAUUACAAACUUUUAAAAUGACUACAGUUAAAUAGACAUUCAAUAAAAAACGUGAAUGAACAGUUUUCAAACAUAGCUUAUAUGUCAGUGUUAAGUGUUAGUUCACAGAAUAGUUCGUGUUAAAUUAAAGUUAUCUAAUCGCAAAAAAAGAAAAAACUGAGCAUGUUUGAAUAGUUAGUUAAAAAUAAAUAUUAAAUUAAAUGUUUUCACAUUUUCUUUCUGUAUAUCUGGAGUCAGUUAAGCCUGCGGCAACUGGCCAAGGUAUAGGGAGGUUUGCACUUACUGGUGUAUUUAUAGUGUCAAGUUAAGAUGAUAAAGGUAAGAUCUGCAUUAAUUUUCACUUAAAUUUAGCCAUGAUGUAAUAACAAUCAGUCCUUCUGUGGGCCGUAAUGGUGCUUAUUCAUCUUUUUUUCUAUCCCUCUCAUUUUAUUGCUUGAGAAAACUUUAAUACCAAAACCAUACCCAUAUUUAGGAAUUAAAGUGACAAACUUCAAAGCAUGGGCUAAUUUAAUGAGAAGUCUCCAAGCCCAAGAAUCAGGCACAGAUCAUUUUUGGGCAAAUAUUAUGUAAAUUAAGUUAUCCCUUAUGAAGUUGAUUCUUAUACUCAAUUUAAACUUUAAAAGGGCUCUUCUUCCUCGUAAGUAGCUCAUACUAAAUGGAAAAAUAACAGAAGAAAAUAUUCAAGUCUGGAUAGGUCAUCCUAUGAAUAAUAUGUAUUUUUUUCCAUGACACUUUCCUUAGAAAUAAGAAAUAAGUAAAGGGUGUCCAAGAAAACAUUCAUAUCUGUAUUUGAAUUGCAUAGAAAGCCUUCCUGUAGUAUUACACCAAAGCAACAGCUUAACUUUAUUAGACUCUAGCUUUUUUAGGUAUAUGGCUCAAACUACCUUCACUAGCAGCUAAAAAAAGACAAAAGUGAAAAAAAUUUAAAUAAAAAAAAACAAAACAUUCAGCCUCAGAACAAUCACGAACACUUGGAUUGCUUAGCUAUGAACUUGGGUCACCCUUCCUCACACCAAUCCUGUGUGCAUCCACUACUACGAACACUCGCUACUUCAUGUUGUGUGACUUUCAGUUCGGAUGAUCUUAACUUUGUGAGGUUUGCCAGAGUGCACUGUUUUCACAUUUAGCUUUAGAUUCAUGAGAAUGACGGUAGUAGCCUUUACUUCAGAGAAGUCUACAACAGCCAUUAAAGAAUUGUUGGCAAGUAGAUUGUGAGACACAUGAGAGACGAAUAAAUAACCCUGAAAAAAAAAAAAAAAAAAAAGGUCCCAUUAUGUCAUGAGGUUACAGUUGACUUUAAAACAUUGGCACAUGGUAGCUUAAACUUUUCUGGACUUCUAAUGGAGUCGGACAAGACUCUUUGAAAGCUUGUUUCUUCUGAAACUAAUUACAUCCACUGUCUUUUUGGUCUUGAAAAGUUGUAAAAAAUGCUUUAGCUUUGAUGAAAAAACACUGCAUCAAUGAUAUUAACAUUUGACACCUCUGGUUUUCCCUUCCCCUCAUAAAUCUGUUAGUUAGAAAGCUUUAACCCUGUGCAUUUUAACCAGCAUGCACAACUCUCCUCACUUUUUCAGAUGAAGUUAUUUCCACCAUUGCUGAUGAGCUUCCCUUUCUUCUUGAGUCUCUUCAGCAGACAGGAGGCAAUGCCCAAAGCGCCCCCCUUCAGAAAGCGAACAAAGUUGUCUCCGACAAGGGGGCCCAUGGCAAACAGACCUGGCUCCUUGGUACACUCAAAAGUGUAGGGGUGGAUGUCAAUGGGGUUCUGCUUGCAGCUGACUGGCUUGGUUGGAUCUUGACCCAGGUACUGUCCAUGCCCCUUCAAGAAAAACAAGUUUGGGUUGGUCCCAAUCAGCACUAGAGCCAUGGAGAUCUUGAAUGCUUUGAGGGAGUUGUUCCCCUGAAUCAAACACUUCAUAUCAGACUGGAAAGAGACCACACAGUGUUCAGGAAAACUGGUGUAGUCAGGAAACAGGCCAACACUGGAAUUACCAGCCAUGUUACCUGCUGCAAGCUGGGGCUUUGGGCACAUCUUGGCACAUACUGAGGAAGCAAUACUCACUGUAUGGGGUCUGUUAGAGGCAGAGGAGGGGGGUACAUUGAUGUAGGUUUGGGAGCACAUCAUAUUGUAGACUUUGUGGUACUCUGGGUACAGGGUUUUGGGCAGCUGUUUGAAGAUGAGGUCUGGGUCGUCUACGUUCUUACGAAAGACGUGCAACACUCUAAUGUUGCUGUUACAAGCACACAGAACUGCAUCUGCAGCACUCAAACCAGCACCAACAACUAGAAUGGGAUCAGACUUUAAAUCCAGUUUUCUUUGGCCUAUGGCCAAACCCAGGUCUGAGAUGCUGUGGAAAACAAAUGGCAGGUCCUCACCAUCCACACCUAAUCGGACUGGUGAAUCAGAUGCACCGGUGGCCAGAACUACAUUCUCAGCAAACACGGAGAAAGGGACAUGAGUGUCGUUCUGCAGCUGUUGGUAUCCUCUCACUUCCCAGAGAGCACCCCCUGCUCCUUUGUUUAGACACUCAACUCCAUUUCCCUCAAAGCCUUCAUUGCCACCAUCACCCACCCCUCCAUUUUCUUGUCCAGUGUGCCCAUUUUCAAGGCCCUCCCCCUCAUGCCCUCGGCAGAGUUUCUGGACACAGGUCACGUAUGUGUUGUCAGCAAAGUUCUUCUGGAGGCCCUUUAGCUUCACAUAGUUACGGUAAUAAGAUGAGAUCUCCUCAGGGGUAGCUCUGUCACUGGUCACAUCCCUGCAGAGAAAGGGGACAAGUAUAGGAAAAGCACUACAGAAUAAAACCGCUCAUUGAACUACGUCCUGCAACAUUGUCAUCUUUCAGUACCUGCGUUUCCCAUUGGUCAAGUCUCUGUAGUUCACCCCAGGCAGCUCCAUCCAGAUACCAAGACUGAUAGUCAGCAUGGAUCCUUGCAUUGCCUACAAAGGGAAGUGCAGAGAUAAAUACAAGACAAAAGUACAAAAGAGUUGAUUGACAGAAAAUAUUGAUCUCAACAAGGAUUGCUUACAUGCCAAGCUCCCCCAGGUGUUGCCCUCCCAAGCACCAGAUGUGGGAUGUGAUGCUGCUUUUCCCUCCUCCAUUGGAGUACAGGGGGGAACUCAUAGCCAAAGUCAGCAUUGGGGUGCAGUAGUGUGUCAAAAAGGACAGCCACUGGGUUCCCUGAUCUCCCCUCAAGACCUUCGCUCAAAUAUUCCAAAUCCUACAAAAGAAAGUAUCCAUGAUACACCUGACCAUGAUCACAAAUCUAAGCACAAGGAAUUGUAGAUGUGGUUACUUGUUCAGUGAUGGGUAGGUGCUUGGUCUCCUGGAGUUUCCUGUAGAGUAUUGGGUUUGGGUGGACAGUUGCCGUAUCCAGGUAAGGCUUGUAUCCACUGAGAAGGUAUGACAGACAAAUUCCUGACGGUCCAUUCCCUGAAAUGAAGGCAGAGUGAGUGCAACAUUGGACAGGCCUUACAAAGGUUUGCGUGAUGUUAUUUGGUAAACAGAGCCAAGUGUGAGAGACAGGGGAAAGGCAGGGGAAAGGGGGAAAAGUUUACCUAUGAUGACCACAGGGACAGUGGGUGGGUGCUCCUGUGGCAGAGUGGUCUCUUCCAGAAGAGGCAUGGCUACAGCCUGGGCCAGAGCCGGCUCUGGGGAGGAAUGAUAAAAAUAUGAAGAAAGUUCUAGACAUUUCUGUAUCCGUCCAAUGGAUAUUCAAUUAAAAGCAGAGGCCCAUUUGUGCUUCCACUGCUUUCAUGUUUCUAGGUCAGAUUAUUUGAGCAGGUUCAAACCGGCUUGUUCUCUUUGUGUCUGACAAUGUUGUUGUUGUCUCAUGUUAGCUUAGAUCCUGUGUCCGUCCACCAUCAGCUGACUAAAACACGCACACUGAACAACCUUUAUCCAUCCUGUUAUUGUGCUUCCACACACAGCUAUGACCCUCCCUGUCUGUCUGGGGCUUCACACACGUGGAAACACCCCGCCACAACACUACGUUCCUCACUGACUUUUUUUCUCUACUGUCCCGCCAAUGUCCAUACACACCCCUUGUCCUAUCAAACAAGGCCUGCGGCAGGGCUAGCCUGUGUUAACCCCGGUGCGCUUCCCAAACAAAAGGGAGUCCUAAUCAGAUUUAUGUAGGCUUCGGUCUGUUGUGAAACGUUGCCGUUGAGCAUGUGUAGUGUGUGUUUGUGUGUUACACGACAGUGCCUUUGUGUGCCCGCCGGGCAGCAAAUCCCCCCAGAUCACUCCUCUGA
This is a messenger RNA of Xyrichtys novacula (pearly razorfish), 18656 nucleotides long. The record is from the annotation of a GenBank genome assembly. NCBI's taxonomy places the organism in Eukaryota, Metazoa, Chordata, Actinopteri, Labriformes, Labridae.